AUGCAGCCUGAACCCCUCGAGGGUCAAGAGCCCCGUAAGUUGGCAAUCCCUGAAUAUUCCCAACUGCCUCGGGUGCCAAACAUGCCACAGGGCUGCACAUGGGGCCUAUGGGACCGUCCUGGCCAUUUCGAUGAACUGGGGACAUUAAAUCUCUUGACACCUCCCACAGUCCUCUCAGCCAAGGACGAAAUUCAACACGGUAUCAGUGUCGCUGUUAACUGGUCUCUUAACAACUGUCAGACUCCUCACUCGAAUCGAAAACCUCCUACCCACACCAUCAUUCCCCUGCCUAAUUGGGUCGGCCACGACGAUGAGAUUCACAUGAACACCCAGAGUGGCAGUCAAUGGGAUGGUUUUCGACAUUGGGCUCAUCAACCCUCCCAGACCUACUAUAAUGGUGUUUCGCAUGACGAGAUCACAAAUCCUGCUACCGUGAGACCCAGAAAUGGAAUUGACCAGUGGUCCAGACGUGGCGGAAUCGUUGGUCGAGGAGUCCUCCUCGACUAUUAUGCCUGGGCACAAGCUCAAGGCAUCCAAUAUUCUCCCAUCGAACGUCACCCUAUCUCGGAAAUAGAUCUCGAAGCUGUUGCAAAAUCACAAGGUACAAUCUUCCGCCAAGGAGAUAUCCUUUUGAUUCGUUGCGGGUUUGUGACAUGGUAUAAGCAAGCCAGUCCGCAUGAGCGCCGGGCGGGAACCGUCGAUGGCAUGGCCUGGGCCGGAGUAGAAGGCACCAAAGACUCAGUGGAGUGGUUCUGGAACCGACACUUUUCCGCUGUUGCCGGUGACGCCAAUGUGUUUGAGGCAUGGCCGGCCAAAGACGAUCGAUAUCGUCUACAUGACAACCUCAUUGCCUUGUUUGGUAUGCCCGUCGGCGAAAUGUUCGACUUGGACGAGCUCGCCGACGUGUGCAAACGUCUGAACAAAUGGUCCUUUUUCUUCACGAGCGCACCGUUGAAUUUCCCUGGUGGAAUAGCCAGUCCUCCAAACGCCCUCUGUAUUCUGUAGGCGCAGUCAACCGCUUGGUCAGAGCUACUCAUGGUCCCCCCAGCGGACUUCAUACUCAAAUUCUCCCCAUGUGCCGC
Molecule: messenger RNA, 1082 nt
Organism: Exophiala mesophila
Lineage: Eukaryota; Fungi; Ascomycota; Eurotiomycetes; Chaetothyriales; Herpotrichiellaceae
Exons: 4
Coding region: 1-1005 (334 amino acids)
Molecular function (GO): arylformamidase activity
Source: RefSeq, a predicted model, not a curated record